This is a messenger RNA of Durio zibethinus, 591 nucleotides long. Its product is annotated as beta-glucosidase 44-like. The record is from RefSeq and is a predicted model, not a curated record. Gene Ontology annotation, molecular function: beta-glucosidase activity. NCBI's taxonomy places the organism in Eukaryota, Viridiplantae, Streptophyta, Magnoliopsida, Malvales, Malvaceae. Gene Ontology annotation, biological process: carbohydrate metabolic process.
AUGCAAAAAAUCGUAGGAGAAAGGCUUCCAAAGUUCAGCAAAAGUGAACUGGAGAUUGUGAAAAACUCUUUUGAUGUUCUUGGUCUCAACCACUACACUUCUUACUACAUAUAUGACGCACACCAGCCAAAGACAAAUGUGACUGGUUACGAACAUGAUUGGAAUGUUGGGUAUGCUUAUGAACGUAAUGGUGUGCCAAUCGGUCGUCAGGCUCACUCUCCAUGGAUUUAUGAAGUUCCAUCGGGCAUUUACAAAGUUGUCACAUAUGUUAAAGAGCGUUAUGGAAACCCCGAAAUAAUUCUCUCAGAAAAUGGAAUGGAUGACCCUGGCAAUGUUCCAUUUCCUGAAGCUUUGUUUGAUACAAAUAGAGUGAACUACUAUACAACCUACUUGAAGGAAUUGAAGAGAGCUAUGGAUGAUGGAGCCAAUGUCACUGGCUACUUUGCUUGGUCAAUGCUUGACAACUUUGAAUGGUUGUUAGGUUAUACCUCAAGAUUUGGCUUGAUUUAUGUUGAUUACAAUGAUCUCAAGAGAUACCCAAAGAUGUCAGCAUAUUGGUUCAGGCAGAUGCUUCAAAGAAAAAUAGCUUAG